Molecule: messenger RNA, 2393 nt
Organism: Dermacentor albipictus
Lineage: Eukaryota; Metazoa; Arthropoda; Arachnida; Ixodida; Ixodidae
Product: BBSome complex member BBS2-like
Biological process (GO): non-motile cilium assembly
Cellular component (GO): BBSome; motile cilium; membrane
Source: RefSeq, a predicted model, not a curated record
GCGAUCAAUGCGCCGGCCAUGUCGUGCUCCAAGGGCAGGGACAACCUGGUGCCGCAGUUCACCUUCCACCUGAACCACAAAGUGCUUGCGCGCAGGGUGACCGUGGGCAAGUACGACGGCCUGCACCCGUGCAUCACCGCGGCCACGGCCUCCGACAAGGUGCUGGUGCACAACAACAACCGGCAGCAGCGCAGCGGCGACCGCUGGGAAGGCGGCGGGGACGUGUCCCUGCUGAACGUCAACCAGACGGUGAGUUGCGUGGCCGCCGGCUGCCUCAAGCCCGGAGCCAAGGAGGACGUGCUGCUGGUCGGGACGCCCACGGCGCUGCUCGCCUACGACGUGGAGAACAACUGCGACCUCUUCUUCCGCGAGGUGGCGGACGGCGCCCACAGCGUGGCCACGGGCUACUUGGGCAGCCGGAGAAACCCCGUGGUGCUGGUGGGCGGCAACUGCUCCAUCCAGGGGUUCGACCACGACGGAGAGGACGUCUUCUGGACGGUGACCGGAGACAACGUGAGGGCGCUCGCCCUGUACGACUUUAACAAGGACGGCCUGAACGAGGUGAGCGGGCGAGCUCGUCCUGCGCAAAUGUACGGCACGGACGAAGAAGCGUCAAUCUCUGCGCAGCUGCUCGUCGGCUCCGAGGACUUCGACAUCCGCGUGUUCCGCGACGACGUGAUCGUGGCCGAGAUCGCCGAGAACGAGGCCGUCACGGCGCUCUGCCCGCUGACGCACGAGUGCUUCGCGUACGCGCUCGCCAACGGCACCAUCGGCGUCUACCGGGCCACCGAGCGCCUCUGGAGGAUCAAGUCCAAGAGCCAAGCCGUGUGCCUUCACGGCUACGACAUCGACGGCGACGGGCGGCCGGAGCUCAUCACCGGCUGGAGCAAUGGCAAGGUGGACGCGCGCAGCCUGUCCACGGGCGAGGUGGUGUUCCGCGACAGCCUGGCGCACGGCGUGGCGGGCAUCGUGCAGGCCGACUACUGCCUCGACGGGCGCGAGCAGCUCAUCGUGGUCUCGGCGGCCGGCGAGGUGCGCGGCUACCUGGCCGCGUCGGCCGAGCUGCGCCAGCAGGCGGCCGACGCCACCUUCGAGCAGGACACCGUGCGCGAGCUCAGCCACAAGAAGCAGACGCUGCUGCAGGAGCUGCGCAACUACGAGACCAGCGCGGAUGCCGGCCAGUGCGGAUCCAUUCCGGCCAACACGCAGCUGAAGACCCUCCUGGCUAUCAACUCCGGCUCCGGCGGCAUCCCGCCACACGUCGAGGUGGCCCUGGAGACCAACAACGAGACCGUCAUCCGGGCGGUGAUCCUCUUCGCUGAAGGCAUCUUCGACGGAGAGAGCCUCGUCUGCCACCCGAAGGCCGAGCAGGUGCAGCGCGAGGUGAGCCUGCCGCUGUGGCCACCCAGGGACCUGGCCGUCGACCUGCACCUGAAGGUUCUCGUGGGGCAACGCGACAGCGGUCACUUCCACGUGUUCGAGCUGUCGCGGCAGCUGCCCCGCUUUGCCGCCUACCUGCUGCUGUCGGAGAAGGAGCCGCGUGACAGGGCCUCUGCAGGGAGCGUCCGCUUCCGCAUCAACGACAGGCCACACAGGGUGGCGUCGUGGGUGAACCAGAACUUCCUGCUGCCCGAAGACCUGUGCCAGGCCGGCACAUCUUUCCGGGUGAGCUUCGUGGCAUUGCGAUGCCUCAAGCCUAUCACCAUCGAUGCGGACGCCAGCGGAGAGGUGAGCAUCGAGACGGACCUGAUGGACGUGGCCGCCGACAUGGUGCAGUCCCUGGCUGCUUACCUGGAGCUGGAGCAUCUCGAGUCUAGGGCGCACUUCCCCGACGAGUACGCCCGCCUCAGAUCACUUGUCGACAAGGUUCGAGAGCACGAGUCUGCGAGGCUGACCAUCUCGGCCAACAUGGCAGACACCGCCAGCAUAGUCCGCGGCCUGCUGCUGCGCGCCGAGGACUGCCGCCUGCUACGGGACUACGACGGGAUGCGCCGCUGGUACCAGGAGCUGCAAACACUGAACCGAGAGCUGGUCAGCGACCACCGGAUGCGCUGCCAGAGUCACGAGGAGCUGUCGCGCUGCGUGCGCAUGCUGAACCGGGGCAUCGAGCGGGCCGCCGGUCUAAGGGCGGGCCGCCACAAGGCCACCACUGUGGCUGCCUGCCGACAGGCAUUAGCACCACCCGCCGACGGCGACGCGCUGCUGCAAGCACUCAGGGGAAGCUGAGCAUUAGCUGGCAAAGCAGACGACCCUCAGCAUUAAAUAAAUCGAGCUAUCCCCAAUCCUGAAAAAAAUUCCUGAUGUGUGGUAUGGCCAGGUGCGAACAAUGUGUUGUCAAUUAUUUCUGAAUGAAAUGAAAAAACUGAGUGCUAAUGGUUGGAGUAACAUUGGUG